This is a messenger RNA of Eleginops maclovinus (Patagonian blennie), 3281 nucleotides long. Its product is annotated as cell division control protein 42 homolog. The record is from RefSeq and is a predicted model, not a curated record. Gene Ontology annotation, cellular component: dendritic spine. Lineage: Eukaryota; Metazoa; Chordata; Actinopteri; Perciformes; Eleginopidae. Gene Ontology annotation, molecular function: GTP binding; protein kinase binding; GTPase activity. Gene Ontology annotation, biological process: establishment or maintenance of cell polarity; Cdc42 protein signal transduction; modification of synaptic structure. The coding region runs from base 94 to 669 and encodes 191 amino acids. The transcript is spliced from 6 exons.
UUUCCGGCUUCCACGCCGGGGGAUGUGGGAGUUCACAGGAAGCACCUGAACGUAGCACAACAUUACAGCACUCCAACGGUGAGAAGAAUCAAGAUGCAGACCAUAAAGUGUGUGGUUGUCGGUGAUGGUGCGGUGGGAAAGACUUGCCUGCUCAUCUCCUACACCACCAACAAGUUUCCCUCUGAAUACGUCCCAACGGUUUUUGAUAACUAUGCCGUGACAGUGAUGAUCGGCGGGGAGCCGUACACUCUGGGACUGUUUGACACCGCAGGUCAGGAGGACUACGACAGGCUGCGACCCCUCAGCUACCCUCAGACCGACGUCUUCCUCGUCUGUUUCUCCGUAGUAUCGCCUUCCUCUUUUGAGAAUGUCAGAGAGAAGUGGGUGCCGGAGAUCUCCCACCAUUGCCCGCGGACGCCCUUCCUGCUGGUCGGGACUCAGGUGGAUCUGAGAGACGACAGCAACACUCUGGAGAAACUGGCCAAGAACAAACAGCGAGCCCUGACCUGUGAGAGCGGGGAGAAACUGGCCCGGGAACUGAAGGCCGUCAAAUACGUGGAGUGUUCAGCCCUCACACAGAGGGGUCUGAAGAAUGUGUUUGAUGAGGCCAUCCUGGCAGCUCUGGAGCCUCCAGAUAACAAACCCAAGAAGCGCUGCGUCCUGCUAUAGAUGCAACAUGAGGAGGAGGAGGAGGAGGAGGAGGAGGAGGAGGAGGAGGAAGGGGAGGAAGGGAGGAGAUGAACCAAGAAUGGAACGGAGGGAGGCAGUACUGAGAGAAAGGGGGAUGGUGUGGACGAGGUCAUUUGUAAAACAGUGCCUUCAGCCGUAGUGACUUACCGUGGGGUGUGGUGUUGGAAGAGGCAGGCUCUCGACAGGCUUUAUUUUCAUCAUAGAUUCGUGUCCAUUAUAAUAUGACUAACACAUGUGGGCGAACAUUCCUCACUAACCAGGAAACAGGCUUUCAAUAAUAGGAGGAGAGGGUUGCACGUCAUGAAGCCUUAAAUAGUGGGUGGAGUCACGGUUACAGCCCAAACUGGCAACCACCUCCUGAAAACAUAUUUACUCAAGUCACAAAUUGUAAAGUUUCACAUGUCUUUGCUGCCCUCUUACAUUUAUUGAGAAAUCUUACUUUGGUCCAGAGCAGAUUGCAUUUGCACCAUAGAAAGAGUAGUUAAAAACAAUGAGGCAUUAAUGAUAUUUUUUCCCAGCUACCAGUCUGAUUAGAACUACAAAAAGGGGAGAAAAUGGGGCGAAAAGGAGUAAUAUUUAUGAUUUAAAGAGACAUUAAAAGGUGACCCAGUUUGUGAGCAACGUGCCCCGCAGCUGCCGUCAUGUUCAGUAGUAUAUGUUGAGAUGCCGCUGUAACCUGACUUCAUCCAUAAAGAGAUUCCAUAGAGCUUCACUGACUUUGGUUUUGCAGUCGAUAAAACGAUGUAGAGACACUCACACACACACACACACACACACACACACACACACACACACACACACGCAGCAGUUAAUGAUGCACACCUGCAAUAAUAACAGGGGUGAUGAUCAAGAGUUGCACGUCCUUAAAAAAAACAAAGUCAAACUUUUGAGUUGGAACAUGAGAAGGUUGAGUUUCAUGAGACACAUUUCAAGGCACAGGGUGCUCACCUGACUGUUAAGCAAACAUUUGCACGUAAAGAUGCGUUUCACCGCCAUCAUGCUGCCUUUUCUCUCCCGCCGUCUCACUGUGGACAUCCUCACACUCCAUCGUCACAGGGGAAUCGAUUGGCUGUAACUCUUUAAAAACUGCAUACCACCUCAUAUAAAGUAUUUAAGGUGUUGAAUAUAGAAUAAAAUCCUAAAUAAACCCAUUUUAUAUCCAUUUUUAGAGCAAAUGCCAAAAGAAACAGGAUAGAGCGCGGCCUCAGCUCUGGGUCUUCUUUUGCGAGUCAGCCAGUCACACUUAAGAUACAUUUAUUGCAAAAAACGUUAUGAAAAACCGAGAUAUGGCUGUCAAUACGCUAACGUAGAUGAGUUAAACCCUAGAUUUAAGUCUGUGAAACAUGUGCCAAACAGCCAUCUCAAUUAAAGUCCUAUGAAGCCAUCAUCUGAUAAACAUACAAAUGCCUUAAUUUGACUGCAGCACCAAUCCCAGAAUUCACCUUCUUUUAUUCAAUUGUGUGUGUGUUGAAACUUAAAGUAGUAAUGCCUUAACAUUUGUCAUUUCCUACUCAAAAUCAUAGCUGCCUUAUUGCUUAAGAUCCUAAAAAAUAUAUUUUCAAAGUUUUGGGACAGUUUUUUCCUCUUGGGAAAUAUUGUAACACCGAGCAGCCCUUCUUUAUCAGGCUAUUUUACAUUUCAUUUGUGACAAAGGCAAAACAGUAACCCAACCUGCUGGUGUACAGUUUAAUGGAAUCCUAACUUGCCUUAUGCUGUGGAUAGUAGAUGUGACUAAUGAGCAAAACAUUUCACUCGUGACCUCCUCGUAUUGUUCGCUCCUGCUUCGCUCUCCUCGUUCGUUUGGUGUGUUGGCACCUCCUGGAGGCCUUAAAGGGGAAUACCGCUCAGUUUAAAGGUUCAUCUGUGUUGUUUCUUGGCCAGCAGAAGUGUUUUGGGGCACCAACAAAUCUCCUCUGGAGCCUAAAACAGGAUAAGUUGGACUUAAACUUACAAGAUCAUCAGUUAUACCAUCAGGCAUCUUUAAGCAGCUUAACAAAAUGCGUUUUGGAGUUGCACAGAACUGUUUAGCCGUUUUCGCCCAACUUAGCGUUGUGUUAUGAAGCUAAAUGAUAUGUAAUAAAGGAUAAGAGUACAUUAGCUAAGGAACGGGAAUACCUGAUGUUAUGUCGUGUUUUGGUAAUGCUCUUUAAUACUGAUUAUCCACAGCCAAAUAAUAACCUAAAUCUUUAAACUGAGAAGAUUUCCUUAUUAAAAUUAUCUAUAAUUCCACUUUGCUUAUAUUUUUUCCACUGUUUCGGAGAUGACAGUUUAUUCUGAUAAUGUAUGGAUGAUUACAAGUAUUUUUUAUAUAUAUAUAUAUAUAUAUAUAUAUAUAAUUUUCUUUGUUCCUUAUUGUUUAUUUUGGGGAACAUUAUUUUAGCUGUUUUUUUGGACAUUUGAGGUUUUUAUUUUUAGAUAUUUUUACUGUGUGCCAACAGUUUGAGUAUCACAAACUAAACAACUCUCAUGAUAAGCUUCUAGUGGCAGAAAAAAAACAGCUGAAGCAAUAUUUACAGAAAACUGCUCUGUAUAAAAAGAUGAAUGUUAGAAGUGGUGGGUGUUGUUUGGAAAUAAUAAAAACAGUACUUGAA